GCAUUCGACACGAUGGCAACGCCCGAGGCCGAGACGACGACGUACGAGCUCGACGCGACGGAGCUGGCGCUUGCGGAAUGGAUCAAGAAGCGCAGUGCCAAGGAAGCCAAGCGGCUCCAGAAGAUGGGCGUCAAGUGCAUUCCGCUUGGUGUCAAGAACAUGGCGAUCGUCCGCGAAGACAACGACGUGGUCCUCAACCGCGUUGAAGUGGACACGGCCUUCUCCAUGAACCUCAUCGAGCAGAUCAUGGUCGCCGACGAGCGGCGCGACGUGCCCGACAAGGCCGGGUACGUGUACGUCAAUGUGCUCUUGCUCGCCAAGCCGGCGUCGGCGACCAAGCAGCCCGUCGCGCUGGUCAUGCCGUACGUCUACGACGCCAGCGUCACGGCCAAUACACUCACGCAGUGGGUCUUUAUCAACAACGAUUUCGAACGCUCGCAGCACAUUGUCGAGGCCUACACCUAAUCUAACUCCAUUAUCCUC
This is a messenger RNA of Saprolegnia parasitica CBS 223.65, 483 nucleotides long. RefSeq lists its product as hypothetical. The record is from RefSeq and is a predicted model, not a curated record. The transcript has a single exon. Bases 13 to 465 code for a protein of 150 amino acids. NCBI's taxonomy places the organism in Eukaryota, Oomycota, Saprolegniomycetes, Saprolegniales, Saprolegniaceae.